AUGCAAUCCUCCUCCCCCGAGGCCUACGAAGCCACCCACGUCCACUCCGUCUACAACGCCAUCGCGCCGCACUUCUCAUCCACCCGCCACAAGCCCUGGCCCCUCAUCUCCUCGUUCCUCACCUCCCAGCCCCCGGGCGCAGUCGGCCUCGACGUCGGCUGCGGCAACGGCAAGUACCUCCCCGUCAACCCCAGCCUGCACAUCUUCGGCUCCGACCGCAGCGACGCCCUCGUGUGCCUCGCCCGCACCGAGCGCAACGGCGAGGUCGUCGUCGCAGACGCCCUGAACCUGCCCUACCGCCAGCGCUCCGUCGAUUUCGUCAUCUGCGUCGCCGUCAUCCACCACCUGUCUACGCGGGAGAGACGCCAGGAGAGCAUCCAGGCCUUGUUGGAUUGCGUCCACAGCGGCGGGAGAGUGCUCAUAUACGCCUGGGCCUUGGAGCAGAGUUCGAGCCGUAGGGGUUGGGACGAAGGGUCGGAGCAGGAUACGAUGGUGCCCUGGGUGAUGCGCUCAAAGGGCAAGCCGGAUGAGACUUUCCAGCGAUACUAUCACUUGUAUCGCAAGGGAGAGCUGGAGGAGGAUGUGAUGGCGGCAGGAGGCGCAGUUUUGGAGAGCGGUUAUGAAAAGGACAAUUGGUGGGUGAUAUGUGGCACCCAAGACUGA
Messenger RNA from Trichoderma aggressivum f. europaeum, 663 nucleotides. RefSeq lists its product as uncharacterized. Gene Ontology annotation, biological process: tRNA methylation; tRNA wobble uridine modification. The transcript has a single exon. NCBI's taxonomy places the organism in Eukaryota, Fungi, Ascomycota, Sordariomycetes, Hypocreales, Hypocreaceae. The record is from RefSeq and is a predicted model, not a curated record. Gene Ontology annotation, molecular function: tRNA (5-carboxymethyluridine(34)-5-O)-methyltransferase activity; tRNA binding; S-adenosylmethionine-dependent methyltransferase activity. The coding region runs from base 1 to 663 and encodes 220 amino acids. Gene Ontology annotation, cellular component: nucleus; cytoplasm.